AUACGAGCUGCAUAGCUUGCUCCAUGUCUCAGAAAAGUGAGACAGUGAGGGUACAUAAUCAUUAUCUAAAUAGUCACUAAACAAAUUCCCCGUUUCUUCACCCCACGCCACAACGUCAUAAAUCCUGUCCGUGACAAACUAUCACAUCGCCGAGAUGCGGUCUCACUUUAGCGGUUGAACAGUGCACCAGAUCAGUCUUCUCAUUAUGUCCUGAUAGGUUAGGAUCCAGAUAGUGAUUUAACUGCAGCGGUCGACCCCGACUGCAAUGUAACCUCGUCCUCAUGGCUCCCAGGAGCUGCAGAAUGUUGUCUGAUGCCUUGUAUCCAUGGAUAUCUCUCGUCCACCGGAUAUAAAUACGAGGUCGACCCUUCUAAAACAUGGCUCUCACAACCAGACAGGCCUGAAAACAUCGCAACCGUCUUCCAAGUUUACUUCAACAAUCAAUCGUUAACAUCAUCAUCAACAUGAAGUUCGCUCUUGCCCCUUCGUUUCUCCUCCCUCUGUUGGCGGCGGCGGCCCCAACUGCCCCGGAGAACCCUCCUUUCGGCGUCAUGGCAACCCAUUCUGCAUCUCCCAUCCACCUCCUCCCCAUGAACGCCGCUGGCCAGAAGUUCUGGCUGGGCGGAGAGACGACCUCCUACUGCCCUCUCCCUGAGAACUGCCCUCCCGGUAACCAGACUGUCUUCGCGCCUGGUGGCUAUGGCUUGAAUGUCAACGUCCCCGGCGGUCAGCAGGUCUAUGUUGAUCCCAACGGUGCUUUGUCCUUCACCCAGGCCCACUCCGCAUACAUCCCCGAUGGCUCCGCCCGUGGCCCCUUUGAGUACACGCCCGGUGAGAACUGGGGCUACUACACCUUUAAGGGUUGGGGUGCUUCCGGUUUCAUGGCUUGCCCUACCGAGGACAACCGGUGGCAGGUGUUCGCCGCCAUCAAGAAUGCCACUGUGCCCAAGGGCAAUGUGGAUGAGUGCCUUGGUUUCAAUGCUCUGGCUCCCAAAGCUGACCAGAGCCCUGCUGCUUGGCAGUACAUUUAAAUCUGGAUUUGAUUAUGUUGUCCUGUUCUGUGAUUAAUUAGAGGUGUGAGUGAGGUGGUUGACGCGCAAAUGCGGUGAUUGUGGUAUGGUGUAAACUAUUCAUCUUGACGCGAUAUAACCGAACUAAUUCACUCCUUUUGUAUAUAAUCGAAAACAAUGAG
This is a messenger RNA of Aspergillus alliaceus, 1192 nucleotides long. RefSeq names its product putative IgE binding protein. Bases 465 to 1031 code for a protein of 188 amino acids. The transcript is spliced from 2 exons. The record is from RefSeq and is a predicted model, not a curated record. Lineage: Eukaryota; Fungi; Ascomycota; Eurotiomycetes; Eurotiales; Aspergillaceae.